UUUAUGAUAAUUCUAUCCAUUUUAGCUAUAAUGUGAUUUAAAAGCCUCUGAUUGACAAAUCAGAAUCGAGUAAAUUCCAAAUUCAUGUUGGAAUUUCUAUUUACAUGCUGAAACUACGCAAAUGUUAGAAAUAAUUUAUAUUUUUAAAUCCAUGGAAAACAGUUUUAAACGGCAGCUCUUCCUCCAGUGACGCAAUCAACAUGGGCAUUUUUAAAUCAGUCCACGAUUUUAUUGUCAAAAGUAAAAGAUUCGAAUAGUAGUGAUAAUAAUCUAACUACACUUUGGAUAAAAUAUUUGAAAUUAAGAUACUACAUUCGUGUAGUUCGGUCACCACUAGCUCCAGCUUACGGUUACAGGUUAGCUUUAUGUAUUGUACAUAUAUAGUCAACAUGAACAGGUUUGUAUAAAGUGAUGUACGUAAUGUUUUGCUUGUUUAUCAAUCCAGAUUUCAUUUAAGAAAUAAAAAUAUGUUUAAACCAUAAAAUUCCCAAUUAAAAAUCUUUGCAUGUGAAAAUCAACGAUCACAGUAUUUUACAGGGUUACGACAAUCCAGGUGACACCGUACAUAUUGCACUGGGCCGAGGUAUGCAUAUAUCCUUGCUGGGUGGAUUAUGAUUAUUGGUCGCAUGCACACGUGGUUGUAGGACACCAGUUACCUUCUCGUAGCCCCAUUUGCGAAAUGACAUAUAUUUUGAUUCAUUGAAAAAUUAAGUUCAGAAAGCUGCUAAACAAGGAUUUUUACUGCAUCAGGUUUAAUGGUGAUAAAGUUGAAAAUAUUCACUACGACCACUGAGACCACAGCCAUUUACGAUAAUAUUUAAAAUUGAGCAAUGGGGUGGGUGACAAAGGACAGGCGCGCGCAGGUGACAUAGAAAACGAAAGUAAGUCAAACAGGAAGUCGGGCAACUAGUUCGUGAUGAAUACUUUUUGAUAACGUUUGUUACCCAGGUAGGCUCUGAAUUUAACAACACACAACAUUGUUUGUUUAGAUAUUCAGCCUCACUAGAUAAUACAACCGUGCCUUGAUUGACAGCCAUGGCCAUGUCUCGCCCCGAGUUGGACCAUUCUGCGCUCAUGCCUAAGAAGAAAAGUACUAACUGUGUGACGAUAUGUAUGCUCGGGCCAAGUGAAAGUGGCAAAUCCGAAUUAGUGAAAUAUCUCAUCAAAGGCAACCCUCACAUGAAAAUGGGUGUGAAGGGAGCAUGUUUUGUGUAUGGACUGCGCAUUGAGGACGCAACUCCAGUCUAUCUCAACGUCGUAGAAUGUCGAGGGGACAGAAGCUCCCAACUUCAGCAAGCCUCGAAACUGAAACCCGACGUCUUUUUUGUGCUGUAUGACGUAAAUGCCACACCAAGUUUUAAGGAGAUGAGAAACAAGUGGCUUCCCGAAUUGUAUCCAAAAGAUGUCCCUACCAUCGUCAUUGGAAACAAGCUAGAUAUGCCCUCAGAAACUGUCAAUGUAAAGCUACCAGGCGUCGCAAAUAAAGGAUGGUUGUCAGGACAUAUGGAGAUUUCUUCCAUUACUGGUCAAAACAUUGAUCGCUUGAUACAAAUCACAGUUGAGGUCGUAACAGGUUUGAAAAUUCAAAGCCAAACAGACACCAUUUCUCAGAGGAUGUCCGCAUGUUCAUUAUCUGACCAGCCACAGACUUUGUCUUCUUACGCAAUGAACAAAUCUCCCAAAGGUGUCUGCCUCAUAAUCAGCAUCAGAUCUUUCCAAAAUGGUAAUUCCUACCGACAUGGCACUGAGACUGACGAAAGCGGCUUAAAGGAAGUGCUUCAACAAUUUGAUUUCAUAAUUGAGGUAAAGACAGACUUGCAGCAAGCCGAAAUACUACAAACUUUGAAACAAAUGUCCCAGUUUGACCAUGCGAACUACAAUUGUUUUAUCUGUGUUGUAAUGUCUCACGGGUCGUCAAAAAACAUUACUGCAUCAGAUGGUUUAGAUGUAAACGUUGACCAGAUUACCAAACAGUUCACAGCUGAGAAUUGUCCUUCACUUCGGGGCAAGCCCAAGGUGUUUCUGUUCCAGGCCUGUCGGGGUAAGCAUGGACAAGCAUCUCUUCCUCACGAGACUGACUCGUGUUGUGGCGACAUGGAGGACGAUGCCACGGUCUUUGUUCCAAACGAGGCUGAUUUCCUGAUCGCCCGGUCAACCGUUGACGGCUACGUGUCAUAUCGUGACAGUACCAAGGGAUCUUACUUCAUUUCAAAUCUCGUGGAGAUACUGAGAGCCAACCCUGAACUCAGUCUUGUGACGUGUCUCACCUUGCUGAAUGCACGAGUUGCUGACCUAAAAUCUCCGUCGGGGAUAACUCAGAUGCCAUGUUUCCACACCACUCUCAGGAAGGAUCUCGUUCUGGGACGUUAAGUCUGAAAACAGAAAGCCUGAACGGGUACAGAAGGCAACACGAAGAGUGACAGAGGUUCCUACUGACCAUUUUUAAAGUACGUUCCUGCACUCAAAUCUUCCAGCAUCGACCUAGGUGUCGCGGCGUCAGCGUCUGCAAACACCUAAGAAACCAAAUUACCACUCGACCAAAGAAGUUGACACUUGCCAUAAUAUUAUUACAAUCAUGUCACUCCAGUCGUUGAAGAGGAUGCAAUCCGAUGUUCAACAUGGACAACACGAGAGACUGGUGUGAUUCAAAAUGGCUAUACGUAGAUUCACGUUUUUCAAGGCAGUGCCCUCAGCAUUCAACUUCAGUAAUCUUAGAUGGUGUUGCCAAAUGUUUUCUCCUUUGUUCUCGGGAUCUUGUGCAUCAAAUGUACUAUUGUACUACCAAAGAGCAUUUGUGCUUUGUUGCAUAGUUUGUCCAUGUAUUUGCAAUAACACGGUAAAAUGUAAUAAACUGGUGAAUUGAAUUAAAGCUGCAGUAAAAUGAAAUAAUGCGACAACUUGUAAUAACGCUGCUGUAAAAUAAAAUACUGCUACGAAAUGUAAUAAGGGUGUAAAAUAAAAUACUGCUGGUAUGUGCAACAGAUAAGUGUCUCUGGUCCAAGCAAUGAUAUCUCUAAAUUCUGAAUGACGCUGUCAAUAUAAGGAUUUUAUAGCUUAUAUAGCAGUAUCCAACAUGGUAUAUAUGUUUAUAAGAUUUCCCAUGUACAUUUGCAGGUUUUGCGAGAUCAGUUUUUUCAUUUAACGUUUAAUCAAAGACAUUUACCUUUACAAACCUGACCACAUUAAAUGUAAGUGUCAUACCGGUCAAAGGUAACGAUUAGUCUUGAUUAUAUUAUAACACUCUCAACCACAUCCAUCCUCCAUUACAUCCUCCCUCCACCACACCCAACACCCACCACAUCCACCCUCCAUCACUUCCACCCACCACACCCACCCUCCAUCACAUCCACUCUCCACCUCAUCCACCCUCCUAGACCGCCUCCGUGGUCUAGUGGUAGUGCGUCCGCCCGGAGAGCGGAAGGUCCGGGUUCGAUCCCCGGCCGUCAUACGAAAAGACGUUAAAAGAUUGUACUUGUUGUUACCCUGUCUGGCGCUCGGCAUAAAGGGGCUAAAACAAGGACUGGUCGACAAGUCAUUGUUGAGAGGACAUCACGUUUAGUGAAGUCAUUGUUCAGAAUGUCAGGUUUAGUUACGUCAUUGAUGAGAGGUCGCCCGUUUAGCGAUGUCAUUGUUGAGAGGAUACCUCGUUUAGUGAAGUCAUUGCUGAGAGGAAAUCACGUUUAGAUAAGUCAUUGUUGAGAGGACAUCACGUUUAGAGAAGUUAUUGUUGAGAGGACAUCACGUUUAGAGAAGUCAUUGUCGAGAGGACAUCACGUUUAGAGAAGUUAUUGUUGAGAGGAUGACAUGCUUAGUGAAGUUUCUCUAUGUUUGUAAAUGUAUAUGAUUUAUACAAUACAAACCCAGUCCCGUCUAUCGUUUCAGACGCGGGUAGAUAAUAAUCGAAAUCAUUGUAACUGAAGGCGACUAUUCAGCAUCAAAUUCCACAGCUCAAAGCGCACGAUAUUAUUAGCCCAGGCAAAGGAUCAGUGUGCAUUCCACAAUGGCAUUCCCAGUUCCCUUGGGGGGUAUAAAACCCAAGGAUAUUGUAAGGCGCUAGAUAUGCUUUGCAUUCUCAAUACCAUCCCAAACGGAUACCAUUCGCUGACGGGUUAACAAUGACAAACUGCGACCUAGAGGACACAAGUCUGUUUUUUUAUACAUAUAAUGGCAUUCCAAAAAAAGAGCUUUAUACAUACGUUGAAUUAUUUAUGGGCGAAUAUUUUUUCAGAUAUAAACAAAGAUUAACUGUU
Molecule: messenger RNA, 4250 nt
Organism: Haliotis rufescens (red abalone)
Lineage: Eukaryota; Metazoa; Mollusca; Gastropoda; Lepetellida; Haliotidae
Product: caspase-3-like
Exons: 2
Coding region: 1036-2370 (444 amino acids)
Biological process (GO): proteolysis
Molecular function (GO): cysteine-type endopeptidase activity; GTPase activity; GTP binding
Source: RefSeq, a predicted model, not a curated record